AUGUCCUCCCGCAAUUCUGGCAGGCCAGGCGGCCGCGACCGAUCACGGUCGCCACCCUGGCGCCAGCCCCAGAAGCACCACAGAGACGACCGAGAAUGGCGCGACCGGCAAACCUCGGACAGGAGAUGGGAGGAUAGACGGUCGGGGCCGUCGCAACAGCCACGUAACAUGCGCGACCAGAUGAGACUGAACCAACUACAAGAGAACGAGCAAGAGCGGGAAUGGGUCUCACAGGAGGAUAUGUUUGUGUUGAAGCAGGCCAAGAAAAAGGCAGAGAUCCGCGUGAAGGAAGGACGCGCCAAGCCCAUUGACUGGCUGACUGUUACGCUGCGUUUUAUCGAUCCUACGCGCAACCCUCUGGAUGAUGAAAUCGCUGAUUCGGAGCUGGAUGUGGUGGAUCCAGAUGGCGUCUUUGAGGGACUGUCGCCAGGUCAGCUGCUGGAGUUAGAUAAGGACAUUGAUACGUUUGUUCAACUCGAGACCAAUCCGCAAAACAAAGACUUUUGGCAGACCAUGAAGGUGAUUUGCCGGGAUCGGUUGAAAACGAAUGCCCCGGAAGGACGCGCUCUCAGCUCAGUUGCUGCCGACAUUAAUAGGCUGCUCAGCCCCAAGACUUAUGAACAAUUACAAACCCUUGAGGUACAGGUCAAGAGGAAAUUGAAUUCCAAUGAGCCUAUUGACACUGAUUACUGGGAGGAAUUGCUCCGGAGCUUAUUGGUGUGGAAGGCCCGGGCAAGAUUGAGAAAUGUUUAUCAGGCAGUUAUCGACGAGCGGGUGCGCGACCUUAGGAAACAGCAAAAACAAGAGGCAGAGUCAAUUCGAGAAAAGCUGGCACCUCUUGCCCCGGUAGUUUCAGAAGCUACCUCGACAGAGACGGACUUCAAGGAUUUGGAUCCCGAUCCAUUACUCCAAGUGCGUGCAGAAGACAAGGGAUUGGAAAUCAUGGAUGAGUCUGCAUUCCUCAGCCAAGUGGCUCGCGAGCGCCAAAAAAUAAUUCGCAUGGGCUACGUACCUCUACGACAGCGAACCGCUGAGAAGCCGACCAUGGCGCUUGCCAAUUCGAGCUCUACUAGCACCCCAGCUCCCACAGUGUCCGGCCGAUUCUCUGCUCUUCCAAAUGACGAUUUCUCACAGGCAACCAAGGCAUUGUACGAGAGAGAGCUAGCCAAAGGUGUCAGUGAGAACGAAGAGAUUUUUACGGGCGAGGAGGCCCUGAGCACAUCACAGCCUCAGUGGGCUAGCAAGUAUCGACCACGUAAACCACGGUACUUCAAUCGUGUACAGAUGGGCUACGAGUGGAAUAAGUAUAAUCAAACCCAUUACGACCAUGAUAAUCCGCCUCCCAAGGUGACCAAAGCCCCUACGUACAAGAUUGAGCGAGAAAACGGGCGCAAGCGCGGCGAGUCUUUUGCCGCCGCUGGCGAGGAAGACACCUGUCUGAUUCGUUUCAUGGCCGGGCCGCCGUACGAGGAUCUUGCUUUCCGUAUCGUCGAUAAAGAAUGGGACUACAGUGCUAAGCGUGAGCGCGGGUUCAAGAGCACCUUCGACAAGGGUAUUUCUGCAACUCCACUUCCAAUUUAA
This is a messenger RNA of Penicillium chermesinum, 1581 nucleotides long. RefSeq names its product splicing factor cactin. Gene Ontology annotation, molecular function: protein binding. Gene Ontology annotation, biological process: mRNA cis splicing, via spliceosome. Bases 1 to 1581 code for a protein of 526 amino acids. The transcript has 5 exons. The record is from RefSeq and is a predicted model, not a curated record. Gene Ontology annotation, cellular component: cytoplasm; spliceosomal complex. Lineage: Eukaryota; Fungi; Ascomycota; Eurotiomycetes; Eurotiales; Aspergillaceae.